Messenger RNA from Pogonomyrmex barbatus (red harvester ant), 1900 nucleotides. It is a transcript of the gene Ssadh, whose product is annotated as succinic semialdehyde dehydrogenase. Gene Ontology annotation, biological process: GABA catabolic process. Lineage: Eukaryota; Metazoa; Arthropoda; Insecta; Hymenoptera; Formicidae. Gene Ontology annotation, molecular function: succinate-semialdehyde dehydrogenase (NAD+) activity. Gene Ontology annotation, cellular component: mitochondrion. The record is from RefSeq and is a predicted model, not a curated record.
UUUUAAUCAUAUACCUGCGCCAAAAUGAACUCUUCUUCUUCAAAUUAUAAAUAGAUUAACAAUUAAAGAUGAACUUGCGAUUAUACAAGUAUGUGCUUCGUACGCGGAAAAGAAAUAACAUCUGGUCACUUGUGAGAGAAUGCUUAGGACAAAGUUGUUACAACGGUGCUUGACGCAUCAUAUGCCUUUGAGCUAUAGAGCAAUGCAUCUCUUGAGGAAUAAUGCAUAUAUUAAUGGGAAAUGGAUAGGCGCCAAUAGCAAACGGACAUUUCCCAUUUACAACCCAGUUGACAAUACUGUUAUUACUCAUGUUCCUGAUAUGAAUGUUGCUGAUACUCAGGUAGCUAUUGAUGCUGCUGUCAAAGCUUUCGAAUCGUUCAGUAAAACCACAGCGAAAGAAAGGAGCGAUUUGCUUAGAAAAUGGUACAAUUUGAUGGUCGAGCAUUCCGAGGAUUUGGCUCUUAUUUUGACUAAAGAAAAUGGAAAAUCACUUGCUGAAUCUAGAGCAGAGAUCAAGUAUGGAAAUUCAUUUAUUGAAUGGUUUGCGGAGGAAGCUAGGAGGAUUAAAGGAGAAAUACUGCAGGCACCUGUAUCGAAUAGAGAAUUGUUUUUGUUGAAACAACCAGUCGGAGUAGCUGCUUUAAUCACACCAUGGAACUUUCCACAUGCUAUGAUUACCAGGAAAGCAGGAGCCGCACUCGCUGCUGGUUGUACUUGUAUAGUAAAGCCAUCCGAAGACACUCCGUUGACGGCAUUGGCACUAGCUGAUCUAGCGAAACAGGCGGGCUUCCCUGCAGGAGUCUUAAAUGUACUCACUACGAGUAUCACGAAUUCCGCAGCGGUCGGCAAAGAGCUGUGCGAAAAUCCGAAGAUAAGAGUGUUAUCAUUUACCGGUUCUACAGUUGUCGGAAAGAUUUUAUAUCAGCAGUGUGCUUCAACUAUGAAACGGCUCGGUCUCGAAUUGGGUGGUAACGCACCAUAUAUUGUAUUUAAAUCCGCGGAUGUAGAUUUAGCUGUAAACAGUGCCAUGGCGAGUAAAUUCCGCAAUACUGGUCAGACCUGUGUCUCAGCAAAUAGAUUCUUUGUGGAAGCUGAUAUUUUCAAUGAAUUCGUCGAGAAAUUCGUGGCGAAAAUUAAAAAUGAUAUUAAAAUGGGAGACGGUUGUAAAGAGGGUAUUACUCAUGGGCCACUUAUCAAAAAAAGUCAAUUAGAUAUGGUAAACAGUUUGGUAGAAGACGCGGUUCAAAAAGGUGCUAAGAUACAUUGCGGCGGAGGUCCAUUGCCAGGUCUCGGACCGCUGUUUUAUGCACCCACUCUGUUAACAAAUAUAACUAAAGACAUGCAAAUUUACAACAAGGAAAUCUUCGGACCCGUGGCUGUAAUCAAUAAAUUUUCCAGCGAAGAAGAAGUAUUAAGGCAAGCUAAUGAUACACCCGUUGGUUUAGCCGGAUACUUUUUCUCGCAAGACAUAUCGCAAAUAUUUAGGGUUGCACGCAAAUUAGAAGUCGGCAUGGUAGGUGUCAAUGAGGGAUUAAUUUCAUGUGCAGAGGCUGCUUUUGGUGGAGUGAAAGAAUCUGGUUUAGGAAGAGAGGGUUCUAAACAUGGGGUUGAAGAUUUUCUUGAUAUCAAAUACGUAUGUGUUGGCAAUCUUAAAUAUUAAAUAUACAAAAUUAUACAUUUUGAAGAACAAUCACUAUUAUUCGAUUGUUACUAAAAAUCAGCAAUGGACAAUAAUAGAUUAUGUAAUUUAAUAAUCUAUUAUAAUAAAUAGUUAUAAUUUCCUGUUAAUAAACAGAAAAUUAGUGCAUAUAUGUUCUAGAGACUGUAAUUCUUGGCUAUAAUUGUUUAUAUAUGACUCCAUUAAUUUUAUUUUUAAUAAUUUAUAUAUUUUUCUAUUAUA